GAAGGGUAACAGGGUUGCCAAGUUGCCUUUAGAUCUCAGUUGAGCCGAAUUUUAGCGAGGAUUCUUUAAAGUGCGCUGACAAUAUACACAACUGGUGGACUAUUCUAGUAAUUGCUUCUGCAAUUGAAGCAUGAAAUUGAGCUAUGAAGAAAUUACAUUUCCACGUCGAAUUCCUAUAGUUUAAGUUGACAGCAAUUUACAACUUGGAUAUGUAUUGAUGUGAAGCCGGAUAUUACAGCUUGCUUGUGCUAAAAUUUUGUCGAGACGCCAAUAAGUUCCGCGUCCGUCUGUGAAAUGCCUGCCAAACAGCAUCGGCCACGACGUCAGCAACAAACUAAACAACCCUGUGCAGAGAAGCAGAAACAUAUGUACACAAACCUUUAAUUCAGCAGCGACUUCGAUUUUCUGUCUGUUUCCUGGACUUGGCUGAACGCUGCAGACACAAGGGCUCUUGUACCUCUCGCGGCAAACAACAGUGUCGGCGGCCAGCUUCAAAAUUAAAUUACCUUUCGGCCGUUAUUUCAUAAAACAACGGACAGGUAGCUUUUGUUUCCGAUGACUGCAUGAGAUUCAGCUGCAUAAAACCGUCUCCUUUUGUAAUCAAACUAAAAGAGAAGUCUCCUGAAAAACCAGCAGACGAGAUAAUGUGGGAUAUGGAUCAUUUAUCGGAUGCAGGCAGUGACUAUAGUCUUGAUGAAGAGAGCAUCGAGAAGGAUGACACUGUCAGAUUUGAAGAUCAGAUUAAGCUGCAUCACCUCAAGGCGUUGAUGGAGAAGUUUGCUCACCACAAGCCGACAGACGACAUGCCGCCCGACGGCUUUGUGACCCCGGGCAGGAUAAUCAAGAGAGAGUCGGGCAACGUGACGGUGAAGGAGUUUAAGGAGAUGAUACACAGCCUGUUCAAGACCACUGCCUGGGAUGUUCAGAUGGAGAACUUGUUUGCCAAGGUUGACACAUCGGCUGAUGGAAUGGUGGAUUGGAACGAGUUCUGCACGUACAUGUUGCUCCAUUAUCGUGAGAACGAUAACGUCAGGAAGGAGCUACCAUUCAAAUACGAGGCUCAUUACAGACACGUCUCCCAAAAUAAGGUAGUACAUUUUCACUGUAAGUAUGUCACUCUAAGCAAGGAGGGCAUUCUUUGCGUGCUGGAUCCCCAUUUCCUCCACAUUGAACGGAGCUACGAGCUCAAGACUGAGAACGAGGACCCACGGGCCUUAAAGAGACGAUGUAAGACGUGGUACACUGACAUCACCGUGAUGAACAAUGCCAACAAGAUAGUGAUUAGCUCCACGGGAAGGGACCUGAGGUUCUGGGACAUCUCCUGUCCAACAAGCUUCUUUGAAGAAUUUCAUCUGUAUGCCUUGCCGGAUGUUCCUUUGUGUUUGGACUAUUGGUAUGACCCGAAGUUUCCUUCCAAUGAGUCUCUCCUCAUCGUGGGGGACGACCAAGGAUCCAUCCAUCUCUAUCACUUCAUCAAACCACUAGACAGGCUCUUUGAGACUCCCUUCACCGACAAGGAGGGAGUCAAGAAGAUAUGGACUCAGGACUUGUUGAAUCACCAGCGUUACGUGCGGCAUUCUAAGUUGUCAGGGAUCCACACGGAGAUGAUACGUAAGGUGCGCUACCUCCCUGAGAAUGACUACAUCAUCUCCUCAAGUGGCAGCAGAACCACAUCGCUAGUCCUGAUGGAUACACAGAGCAAGAAAAAGACCUAUACCUUCAAGAUGAGCAAGGGUGUGGAAUGUUUUGACUUCAACAAGACUCUGAAUGUCAUAGCGACAGGUGGUAUUGACCACAGUGCCCACCUGUGGAAUCCUUUCGUUCAGGACAAGCCAACAGCUUACCUGAUUGGUCACAUGAUGGCUGUAGUGGGCGUGGCUAUAAACGAGGCGACGGCUCAGGUCUACACUUAUGCCAAAGAUGGGGUUGUUAAAGUAUGGGACUUAAGGGAGUACUCGUGUCUCCAGACUUACCCGAUGAGGUUCCCCUGCCUCCAGCAUCUCCGCUCACCAGAGUAUGGUUCCUCCUGUCUCAUCUUGCAUCGCCGGUCGCUGGUAGCCUGUUGCGGAGAUUACAUAGGCACGGUCAAAUUGGGCAAAACAGAACUAGCCAAUCACAGCAUGCCAUUGACGCACAAGGCUCAGCUAUGCUGCGCUCUCUACAACUCGUUCUUCAAGCAAGUGGCGACAGCUGCAGACGACUCGACCAUCACCGUGUGGGAUCUCACUUCAGGAGCUAAAUCUUUUUCAAUUCUGGAAGCGCAUAAUAAGGAAGACAUCACCAGCAUGGUAUUCAACACCACAGGCCGAAAAAUGAUCACUGGAGCAAGGAAUGGAACCAUUAAGGUGUGGAAUUUUCAAAAUGGUCACAAUAUCAUCCAGUUUGAGCCCGUUGCCGAGGCAGAAAUCACCGGGUUGGUCUCGCUAGGAAAGAGAAAGGGAGUGCUAGCCGUGGGCUGGAGCCGACAGAUUGUCUUCUACAACGACCAAGAUGCGGAGACGUUACUGGUAAAGGCGAACACCAGCUGGAAGGGCGGACAAGUGCACAAGGACGACAUUUUGACCGUAGCUUACUGCCCUCCUAACCUGUUAGCCACGGCGUGCUUUGACGGAGAAAUCAUUGUUUGGAGCGUGGAAACAGAAACCAUUUUUAUCCGAUUGAGAAAAGGACAAUCGUGGCAGGUAAGCAAGAGGCUGAGGGAGGCUCUUGCCUCGUUGGAGAGAACGAAGGAAAAACCAUUGUCAGGAAGGGUAGGGGAGUUCUCUGCCCGUCAGUCUGUCUCGGGGAGUUCCAGUCAGUCCUCCCACAACUCACGACCAAACACCAGACAUCAGACCAGCCACAGACAUCCAGCAGGAUUCAAACAGGCUCCAGUGGAUAAGAUCCUCUUCUUAAAGAGUCGUAUCAUCAACAAGGGCCUGACGGAGGGCGCUGUACUCAUAUCUAGUGAGGCUGGGUUUCUCCACUUCUGGUCAAUAUAUGGCUUCUCCAACAAUCACAAAGGUUGCUUUUAUGCCAGUAAUUCUGUAACCAAGGAAGAGUCAGUGCUUGCCAUGACAACCAACCAUGACGACUCCUUGCUGAUAACUGGAGACACCAUAGGUCACGUGUAUGUAUGGGAUGUAAGCCAGUACUGUCUAGAGCAGACAGGAAAGGAGGAAACACAGCGACCUCCCAUGAUGAAAACUUGGCACGCCCAUGACUCGGCAGUGGUCAGUGUAGAGUACAUCAAGGAGGCAUAUGGCUCAUUUGUGCUGACCGCUUCCUCAGACUGCACGGCCAGGCUUUGGACAAUAGAGGGUCACUACGUCGGCACCUUUGGCCAGUCAAAAAAAUGGAACUUACGGAAUCCAUCCACUUAUGAACAUCCAAGGUCACCAUGGAGCAAUCUGGAGGACAAACAGCAAUUGCAAGAUGAGACUCUCUUACAGAGUGAGCAAGAUGACAACCCUGAUGACGAUGUAUUCCUUGACGGCUCAGACCAAGCAGUAACACUCACAAAUAACAAUAACAUAGUCGCAUCCGAUCUUCAACCAGCAAAAGAUUGCACAGACAAAAUUGAUGUAGCUGAGGAUGUAGUAUUGCCUGGCAUUGCUGCCUCACCUCAACCAGAUCUGGAAACUGUCACUGAAGAGGCAAGGACGAACGGUAAACCUCUGUCUGUAAGUCUGCCUUCUAUACACUCACCAACAUCUUCCAGGGAACCGGUUAACAAGGGUCGACCGAAAGCCUCAGUGUCUAUCAAGUCUCCACCUUUAAGCGACAGCAGUCUGCCAAUGUCCCAGUCGAGACGCCAGUCAGACUGCCCAGUGCUCAUGCCUGACAAACUCAGUCUCAAAAAACCCAUCAAUCCUGGGGUCAGUGACUAUGGAUUCACGGACGUCAAGACCAAGAGCCUUCACUCCGUCAAUACCUGGGAGGAUGACCUAAGCUGGGUGUCAAGUAGGUCAAUGACCUUGUCAAGCCUGGGAUCUUACAAGACCAGCAGAACACAGUCCAAGUCGGCUCCAAGCUUACUUGGUCGUCAGGUGGAUGAGGACUUUGCCAGGAUCACACACAGCAGACAGGAGCGCAGACAACGGUGUGGUGGGGUCGACGUGAAGGCCACGCAGAGAUUUGGCAAACUCUGCUCCCCGUUCCAAGCGCUCGCAACCCUGAAGACUGAUGAGGUUGUGUUCCCAACUAGUCUGCCGAUGACCCCUCGCAUGUUGAAUCGAGGCCUGACUUGCAGCAAUGAAGCCGAGCUCCGGCAUAUCACACUUAGCCCAACCCCAGGGGAGUACUGCCGCUCGGGGUUUGUCGAACAAGGAACGUCCACAUCACCCUUGCCAGCAAUCAGGCGGAUGUCAAGGGCAAGCUGGAACAGGUGAUAUCUACCCCACCCAAGGGGGCAUUAUCCUCACCCUGGGGGUGUGGCAAAGCCCAACCCAGGGGAUCAUCUCCACCCUGGGGACUUUUGAUGCAGGAAGAGGCAUUGUCAAUGACAAGAACCGUAUUCAGCCUUACUUGAAAUCAGGCAAUUUUUUUCUGUGAAGGACUAGCUCAGACAAAUGACGAUUCCACCCCUCAUCACGAUCAGCCCCACCCAGGGGAUUGCCCCCAACUCAGGGGAUUAGCAGAACUCUGGGCACAUUGUUGAAAACAAUUUUUUUCUGCUAAAAGUCAGCAGAAGUCGGCAGCCGCAUGCUGAAAUCAACUCCAAAAAAGUGCAACUUGGAAAAACGUCUGUUCUGCGAUGCACAAUCACUACAAAAUUUCGGCCAAGUCAGUGCAAUCUCUUCUUAAACAUGUACUCUAUGAUUAGUUUCCACACUAUACCUCAGAAACUUUCAACAACUCUACUGGUUACUAGUCCUGAAGAAGUCUGACUUAAUUUAGUGCCAAAAAAGAAAUGAAGACACUUACGGAAAAGAAAUGUUAUGUGGUAAAAUGGUCACGACGUAAGCUAGAGGUGUAACUUAGAAGCCAAUUACUGUUUUACAAUAACUGGAACUCAAGGUUUAAAUCCAUAAAAUGUGCCAAUUUAUCUUUUCCCAAUUGAUACAAUCUGGUUAACGAUGGCCUUACUCAAAAAGACAUCUUCUUCACAAACUUCCUAGACCUUUCUCAGGGUAAGAGUCUAAAAUUGAUCACUCUUAGAAAUGGCAAUAGUUGUUUUUUGCUGGUUAAACUAACCAAUGCAUUUAUUGUAUAGCUAAAAGUAUCUAUAAAUACAUGUAAAUUUCUUUCAAACUGCUCUAGAAUCACUGAACAAGUUAUUAAAGUUCAGUCUGUUGGAAUUCCUUUGCAGCAAA
Messenger RNA from Acanthaster planci (crown-of-thorns starfish), 5294 nucleotides. RefSeq names its product cilia- and flagella-associated protein 337-like. The record is from RefSeq and is a predicted model, not a curated record. Lineage: Eukaryota; Metazoa; Echinodermata; Asteroidea; Valvatida; Acanthasteridae. Gene Ontology annotation, molecular function: calcium ion binding; protein binding.